UCAUGUGGUUGUCAUUCUAGAUCAUGUGGUUGUCAUUCUAGAUCAUGUGGUUGUCAUUCUAGAUCAUCUGGUUGUCAUUCUAGAUCAUCUGGUUGUCAUUCUAGAUCAUCUGAUUGUCAUUCUAGAUCAUGUGGUUGUGAUUCUAGAUCAUCUGGUUGUCAUUCUAGAUCAUCUGGUUGUCAUUCUAGAUCAUCGGAUUGUCAUUCUAGAUCAUCUGAUUGUCAUUUGCUGGUUAGGGUUGGGGUUAGGGUUAGGGCCCACCCGCCAACAAAUGUCUGUCUACGCUGCUGGUUUGGGUGAGAUCGUUUUGGACUAGACUGAGCAUCAAACUGGAAGGACUGGGCUUGUUUUAAGGGCUAGGUAACCAGUGUGUGUAAGCUGAUUAUCAGUAGUCAGGCUAAUUUGAGCGUUAAGCCUGAUGGGCCAUAUGCUGAUUGACCCAGCACCCUGAGUCUCCUCCCCCUCAGCCAGACACUCACCUGUUUCUCCCCAGUUACCAUCACAGCUGUUUCAGAUCAUCUAUUAUCUCUCUCUCCCUCCCUCUCUCCGUCUCUCUGGGGGUGGAGGGGUGUUGUUGACUUCUGAGUUGGCAUGACGAUCUGACACCCUGCUGUCCAGAGCCUUCUGUCCGUUUCCACAGUGACCUGAUCCCAUUCCGCUAUUCUGUUCUCCGAGUUCCGGACCUGUGGAACACCGAGUGGAUUACCGCUGUACACACACGGAGUGAGUUCAGAGAGAGGAGAGAUCUGGGAACGCAGUGAGGAUGCCGGUGCAGCAGAUCUCCGUGGUCCCCGCUCGGGAGAUGGCCAAUAACGGCCGGAGCGCCCCUCGCUCCAAAGACAAAACCGAGAGUAUUAAAGGUCCAGGUCGGUCAGGCAGUCGAUCCAGCAACAUCUUGAAGGCCAGCAGUUCUACAACAGGAUUGGCUCCUGGCAGUGUUUCCAGGACAACUCCCUCCUCUCAGGACAUCUGCAGGCCGGUGCCACUGGGUCGUGUAGAGGAAGGUUGUGACACAGCAGUGAUGAAGCUGAGCGGCGCGGCAUUAGGCUCCUCUCAGACCGCGUUAGGCUCCUCCCAGCAGGGCCAAACCAGGAAGAAGAAGAAACCAAACAGGAAGAGAGACUCCUGCUCCGCCCCCGAUGCCCCAGCGACCGCACAAGAUGACCCGGUCCAACACAGUGACGACCGCAGUGACCGCAGCUCUGACCGCAUCGGAGAGAGGGGGGAGAGGAGGAGGGAGAGGAGAGGGGAGAGGAGGAGGAGGGAGAGGAGAGGGGAACACCCCCGCCAUCGUAGCGCCGCCCCUCCUGAAUCUGAUUCGUCGUCUGACGGGGAGGCGGGGAGGGAGGCCAGAAGCUGGAGCAGGGAGAAAGCCAAGAGGGGCCGACGCCGCAGUGGGAGUAGCAGGGAGAGGGGAGGGGGAGAGGGGAUGGAGCUGCAGUCUGUAGGGUCUGAUGAGGGGAAGGAGAACCAAGAGAAAGAGGUUCCACUGGAGAACGGUUCCGGAGUGAAGAACCGGCGAUCAGGAGGAGGAGGGGAGGAGAGCAGGCGGAGCUCCCAGCGCAGGGAGGAGGCGGGGUCUAAGUUCCGUAGCCCCGGCGGUAGCUCAUCAUUGGCUGAGGAUGGAGAGAGGGAGGAACAGAUCACUAAGAAUUACCAGGAGACCGGGUCAGUGGGUGGAGACAUGUCCGCGCCGUCGCCACGGAGAUAUGGGGGCUGCAACGCCCCUGAAGGCUGCUCCGAUGACGAGCCAGAGGUCUGCAGGAUCUGCCACUGUGAAGGAGAUGAGGAGUGUGUGUUGAUAACCCCGUGCCGCUGUACAGGCAGCAUGAGGUUUGUUCACCAGGACUGUCUCAACCAGUGGAUCAAGUCAUCAGACACACACUGCUGUGAGCUGUGCCAAUACAACUUCAUCAUGGAGACUCACCUUAAACCUCUACGUAAGUGGGAGAAGCUCCAGAUGUCGACCAAUGAGAGGAGGAAGAUCUUAUGCUCCCUAAUGUUCCACCUGGUGGCCAUUGGUUGUGUUCUCUGGUCCGUAUACGUCCUCGUCAACAGAACCCUCCACGAGAUCAACCUGGGACGCAACACCGACGACAUGUGGAGAAUAUCAGUGAUGAAGUACUACACUGCUGAGGGUGUGUUGGAGUGGCCGUUCUGGAUGAAGCUAGUCAUCGUGGCGAUAGGCAUGUCAGGCGGACUGGUGUUCAUGUACGUCCAGUGUAAAGUGUACUGGUUGCUAUGGAGACGACUCAAAGCCUUCAAUCGCAUCAUCACUGUGCAGAACUGCCCCGAGAAGCCGCCGCCCACCAACGCCGUGCUGGCCAAUGGGAAUCACCCUGAGGCCGUGGAAGUCCCAAUAGGCCCCGCCCCCGAGGUUAUCCAGAUGGACUCUGACCUCUCGGAGGAAAACCCCGUCUGACACACACACACACACACUCACACAACACACACACACAGCUCUUGGUAAUGCACCCUCCCUAUAGCCUAUCAGAGCCCAGCACACCAAAGAGUCAUAAUGUGACGUAGCCAAUAAGAGCGUCUGUUAUAGAAGCAGCUGUAGAUUAGCCAAUCAGAGCGUCUGUUAUAGAAGCAGCUGUAGAUUAGCCAAUCAGAGCAUCUGUUAUACUCUCUCAGUAUUCAAUAUAAACAGCCUGAGGAGUAGCUGAUGCGUAGAACCAAGUGUUCAAGGGCUGGAACAAAACCCUGCACACCUUGCAACUCUCCAGGAGGAGGGUUAGAGUCAUAGAGCAUAUUUAUUUAUGCUAGUGUUUACUCUCUCUCUGCUGGACAGGAUAGAACUGUGGUAUUAAAGGUCCCGGUCUGUCACUAUGACGACUAGAAGUCUAUCUGAAGAGCUGUCUGUCUGUCACUAUGACGUCUAGAAGUCUAUCUGAAGAGCUGUCUGUCUGUCACUAUGACGUCUAGAAGUCUAUCUGAAGAGCUGUCUGUCUGUCACUAUGACGUCUAGACUAGAAGUCUAUCUGAAGAGCUGUCUGUCUGUCACUAUGACGUCUAGAAGUCUAUCUGAAGAGCUGUCUGUCUGUUACUAUGACGUCUAGAAGUCUAUCUGAAGAGCUGUCUGUCUGUCACUAUGACGUCUAGAAGUCUAUCUGAAGAGCUGUCUGUCUGUCUGCCUGUCACUAUGAUGUCUAUCUGAAGAGCUGUCUGUCUGUCUGUCUGUCACUAUGACGUCUAGAAGUCUAUCUGAAGAGCUGUCUGUCUGUCACUAUGACGUCUAGAAGUCUAUCUGAAGAGCUGUCUGUCUGUCACUAUGACGUCUAGAAGUCUAUCUGAAGAGCUGUCUGUCUGUUACUAUGACGUCUAGAAGUCUAUCUGAAGAGCUGUCUGUCUGUCACUAUGACGUCUAGAAGUCUAUCUGAAGAGCUGUCUGUCUGUCACUAUGACGUCUAGAAGUCUAUCUGAAGAGCUGUCUGUCACUAUGACGUCUAGAAGUCUAUCUGAAGAGCUGUCUGUCUGUUACUAUGACGUCUAGAAGUCUAUCUGAAGAGCUGUCUGUCUGUCACUAUGACGUCUAGAAGUCUAUCUGAAGAGCUGUCUGUCUGUCACUAUGACGUCUAGAAGUCUAUCUGAAGAGCUGUCUGUCUGUCACUAUGACGUCUAGACUAGAAGUCUAUCUGAAGAGCUGUCUGUCUGUCACUAUGACGUCUAGAAGUCUAUCUGAAGAGCUGUCUGUCUGUCACUAUGACGUCUAGACUAGAAGUCUAUCUGAAGAGCUGUCUGUCUGUCACUAUGACGUCUAGAAGUCUAUCUGAAGAGCUGUCUGUCUGUCACUAUGACGUCUAGAAGUCUAUCUGAAGAGCUGUCUGUCACUAUGAUGUCUACAAGUCUAUCUGAAGAGGUCUCUGUCUGCCUGCCUGUUUGUCUGCCUGCCUGCCUGUCUCUAGAAGUCACCAUUACAACCAAAAAUAACCUAUUCUAUACUGAACUAAAAUAUAAACACAACGUGUAAAGUGUUGGUCCCAUGUUUCAGGAGCUGAACUACAAUAUAAACACAACGUGUAAAGUGUUGGUCCCAUGUUUCAGGAGCUGAACUACAAUAUAAACACAACGUGUAAAGUGUUGGUCCCAUGUUUCAGGAGCUGAACUACAAUAUAAACACAACGUGUAAAGUGUUGGUCCCAUGUUUCAGGAGCUGAACUACAAUAUAAACACAACGUGUAAAGUGUUGGUCCCAUGUUUCAGGAGCUGAACUACAAUAUAAACACAACGUGUAAAGUGUUGGUCCCAUGUUUCAGGAGCUGAACUAAAAUAUCCCAGAAAUGUUCCACACGCACAAAAAACGUGUUUCUCUCAAAUGUUGUGCACUAAUGUGUUUACAUCCCUGUUGGUGAGCAUUUCUCUUUUGCCAAGAUAAUCCAUCCACCUGACAGGUGUAGCAUAUCAAUAAGCUGAUUAAACAGCGUGAUUAUUACACAAGUGCA
Molecule: messenger RNA, 4445 nt
Organism: Oncorhynchus kisutch (coho salmon)
Lineage: Eukaryota; Metazoa; Chordata; Actinopteri; Salmoniformes; Salmonidae
Product: E3 ubiquitin-protein ligase MARCH7-like
Exons: 8
Coding region: 764-2422 (552 amino acids)
Molecular function (GO): zinc ion binding
Source: RefSeq, a predicted model, not a curated record